AUGCGGCUUCCUAUCCUCCUGGGUUUCCAGGCAGCCCUCGCGCUGUUCAGCGUGACAGAAGCCAGGAACGAUGCGGACGAGUUUCUGGAGCGAGCAAUCAAACUCAUGGAGGAUACUCCACUGCUAGACACGCAUAUCGAUCUACCUCAGAUCGUGAGAAGUCUAUACCGCAAGCCGCUCGACGGCCUCGCGAAGCUCAAUAGCACCUUCCCCGGACACGUUGACAUCCCACGGAUGCGCGAGGGCCGACUGGGCGGUGCCUUCUGGACGGUAUGGGCGCCAUGCUACGACGUGACGGGCGACGACCCGGGCGCCGACUUCCUCAACCCGACCGACCACCUACGCGACGCGCUCGAGAUGCUCGACAUCAUCCAAAACAUGAUCUCGCUGCACUCGAAUGACCUGCAGUACGCGCGCAGUUCCGAUGAUGUGUGGGCAGCGUUCCGCGCCGGCAAGAUCGCGUCGCUCAUCGGCAUGGAGGGCACGCACAUCCUUGGCAAUUCGCUAGGCGCGCUACGCAUCUUCGCGCAGCUGGGCGUGCGAUACUUGACGCUGACGCAUACGUGCCACAGUGCGUUUGCGUCGAGUUGUGGACCCGGCACGCCGGUUCCGCAGGCUCACGAGGGCAAUGCGUUAAGUGAGCUGGGCGUCGAGCUCGUCAGGGAACUCAACCGUGAAGGCAUCAUGGUCGAUCUGGCCCACACGACCAUCGAGACGAUGAAACAGGCAAUCGCGCUAUCCGAGGCGCCCGUCGUGUGGACGCACGCGGGCGCGCGUGCACUGUGGGAUCAUCCGCGCAACGUGCCAGACGAGGUUUUAGCCCUGAUUGGUGACGGACCUGGUCAGAAGGACGGCGUCGUACAGUCGAUUUUCUUCCCAACCUUCAUUGGACCGUAUCCAGGCUCGAAUGUCUCGCAUGUCGCGGACCAUAUCGAGUAUAUCGCAGCUAAGAUUGGAAAGAAUCGUGUCGGUAUUGCAUCGGAUUUCGAUGGCAUGUACCUUACCGUGGAUGGGCUGGAGGAUGCAACGAAAUAUCCGAAUAUCGUCGCAGAACUCCUGAGCCGAGGCUGGACAGAUGACGAGAUACGGGGUGCUCUUGGAGGGAACCUUAUGCGGAUCAUGGACGCAGUCGACGCGGUGAGUGCACGGUUGAAGAAGGAGCGAUUGCCGUCGUCUGCCAUCUGGGAGAAACGGACAGAUCUCCCCUCCACGAAGUGGGGAGGCGGGGGUCAGCACAACGUCUACUGGCCGCCGGACGUCAAGGCUGCGGUCGAGAAGAUGUAUAUUCGCCAUGAUGAAUUGUGA
Molecule: messenger RNA, 1305 nt
Organism: Exophiala bonariae
Lineage: Eukaryota; Fungi; Ascomycota; Eurotiomycetes; Chaetothyriales; Herpotrichiellaceae
Exons: 3
Coding region: 1-1305 (434 amino acids)
Biological process (GO): proteolysis
Molecular function (GO): metallodipeptidase activity
Source: RefSeq, a predicted model, not a curated record